Molecule: messenger RNA, 3733 nt
Organism: Neolamprologus brichardi
Lineage: Eukaryota; Metazoa; Chordata; Actinopteri; Cichliformes; Cichlidae
Source: RefSeq, a predicted model, not a curated record
UGGGUGUAGAUGCAUUUUCCUUAACAGGCUCUAUAGAGAAUAGGACCGAAAAUUUUUUGGCAUCUUGUAGUUUGUUACUCUUCCUUACAAAAGGCAAUAUAAAUUUCUCUUCACGGGCAAUCUCAGAUUCAACUUCUGUCACAUCAGGAUGGAUCACCAUGAAUGGCAACAGGGAAGAAGUAGGGGUCAUAGGCACUAUGAUGAUGAUGAUGAGGCCCAGCCAUUCUACAUUGGUGUUCCAGUUUCCCACCGGCGGAAAAGGCGCAGACAUCACUCCUAUGCCAGCGAUGCCAACCGUGAUUCACGACAUACACACUAUGAUCACCAUACACAGCAAGAACACUCACAUCGAGGAUAUUAUAACAAAGACGAGCACUAUAAUAAUGAAGAGGAUGGCGAAGAGUGUCGUGAGCAUGCCGAUCCUACAGUGUCCCCUGCUGCCGAAAGGCUGCGCCACAUACUGGGAGAGGAUGAUAGCACUCCAACACCAACAAUAUUCACUGAGAUGGAUACAUUACAGCAGGAGGGCGGUGAAUUAGAGUGGAAAGAGUCUGCAAGAUGGGUGAAGUUUGAGGAGAAGGUGGAGGAGGGAGGAGAAAGAUGGAGCAAGCCUCAUGUUUCCACACUCACCCUCCAUAGUCUGUUUGAGCUGAGAACCUGCCUGCAGACAGGAAGUAUUCUGCUCGACCUAGAAGGCUACUCACUGCCACAGAUCGUGGAGGAGAUUGUGGAACAACAGAUAACUGAUGGUCUCAUUCCUCCUGAUCUUAAGGAGAAGAUUAUAUUUGUGUUGCUCAGGAAGCAUCGUCAUCAGACCAAGAAGCCAAUCCACCGCUCUCUGGCAGACAUGGGAAAAUCAUCCAAUACUGCGUCUAGCCGUAGUCCUCAGGUUAAUCUGAGUCGUAGCACUAGUUCAACUUCUGGGAUCCACCGCUCCACAGAAGACCUACGUUCUCGGCAGUCAAGCAGCCUUGGCCGCCUGCAUCCUGCUCAGAGUAGAAGCAUGAAUGAUAUUUCAGACACACCAAGCACUGAUCAGCUUAAGAAUAAGUUCAUGAAGAAGAUACCUCGUGAUGCUGAAGCAUCCAAUGUCCUGAUUGGUGAAGUUGAUUUUCUGGAUAAACCCUUUGUCUCCUUUGUACGCUUGGCUCAAGCUACAACUCUGGGGGGGCUUACUGAAGUUCCUGUACCAACCAGAUUUCUCUUCAUUCUUCUGGGUCCUCAUGGCAAAACCAAAUCCUACAACGAGAUUGGCAGAGCUAUUGCUACACUCAUGGUGGAUGAUUUGUUUAGCGAUGUUGCCUAUAAGGCAAGGGACCGUGAAGACUUGAUUGCAGGUGUUGAUGAGUUUCUGGAUGAAGUGAUUGUCCUUCCUCCAGGAGAAUGGGACCCCAAGAUCCGUAUUGAACCACCCAAAAAGGUUCCAUCUGCAGAAAUGAGAAAGUCAGUGCUGAACUUAAAUGAGCUGGGUCAGGUGAAUGGUUUAGCUGGCGGAGCAGCUGGAGGUGAAGAUGAGGAGCUUCCAGCCCCACAUGAGUUGGGAGAGGAGCUGAAAUUCACUGGGAGGAUUGGUGGUGGAUUAUGGCUGGAUAUCAAAAGGAAGAUCCCAUGGUAUUGCAGUGAUAUUUAUGAUGGUUUCCAUAUCCAGUCCAUCUCUGCUGUGCUAUUCAUCUACCUAGGCUGCAUCACCAAUGCUAUCACCUUUGGAGGACUACUAGGGGAUGCUACUGACAAUUACCAGGGAGUGAUGGAGAGUUUUCUUGGCACUGCUUUAGCAGGAAGUGUCUUUUGCUUGUUUGGAGGACAGCCUCUCAUCAUUUUGAGUUCAACUGGACCCAUUCUCAUCUUUGAAAAACUGCUUUAUGAGUUCAGCAAAAACAAUGAUGUGGAUUAUAUGGAGCUUCGUCUGUGGAUUGGCCUUCACUCGUGUCUGCAGUGUUUUUUACUGGUUUUUUCAGAUGCUAGCUACAUCAUCAAAUAUAUGACCCGAUUCACAGAGGAGGGUUUCUCCAGCCUCAUUUCUUUUAUAUUCAUUUCUGAUGCAAUCAAGAAGAUGGUCGGAGCGUUUAAAUAUUACCCAAUCAACCGUGGCUUCAAACCUGAUUACAUUACAGCUUAUAAGUGUGAAUGCAUCGCUCCAGACCAGGCACCUGCACUGGGCUUGAAUGCUUCAGCUCCACUUGCAGAUGAUAAUAUGACUCUGCUGUUUAACUUAACAGAUCUGGACUGGAGUCAGCUGAGUAAGAAAGAAUGUGUCAAGUAUGGUGGUAUGCUGGUGGGGAACUCCUGUAAGUAUGUUCCUGACCUGGCCCUCAUGUCCUUCAUCCUCUUCUUUGGCACCUACUCCAUGACAGUUUCUCUUAAGAAGUUCAAGUUUAGCCGCUACUUCCCAACAAAGCUUCGCACACUGAUCAGUGAUUUUGCCAUCAUCAUUUCUAUCCUGGUCUUCUGUGGGUUGGAUUGUCUGUUGGCGCUGGACACACCCAAACUGCACGUACCCACUGAACUCAAGCCUACACGUAGUGACCGGGGCUGGCUGGUGAUGCCCUUUGGUAAGAACCCCUGGUGGUGGUGUGUGGCCAGUUUCGUUCCUGCUCUUCUGGUCACCAUCCUCAUCUUCAUGGACCAGCAGAUUAGUGCUGUCAUUGUCAACCGCAAGGAAAACAAAUUAAAGAAAAGCUGUGGCUACCACUUGGACCUGUUCUGGGUAGGUGUGCUGAUGGCUGUGUGUUCUUUCAUGGGCAUGCCAUGGUAUGUAGCAGCCACUGUCAUUUCCAUUGCUCAUAUCGACUCACUGAAGAUGGAAAGUGAAUCUAGUGCCCCUGGAGAGCAACCGCAGUUCCUUGGAGUCAGAGAGCAGAGGUUGACAGGCACUUUGGUGUUUGUCCUAACAGGACUCUCAGUCUUUCUUGCACCUAUACUUCAGUACAUCCCCAUGCCUGUCCUUUAUGGAGUCUUCCUCUACAUGGGAGUGGCUUCACUGAGUGGCAUCCAGUUCUGGGAGCGCAUCAAGCUGUAUCUAAUGCCGCCCAAACACCAGCCAGACUUCUCCUUCCUGCGUCAUGUCCCUAUGAGACGCGUCCACCUUUUCACCCUAGUCCAGAUUGUGUGUCUGGCUGUUCUCUGGAUCCUUAAGUCUACAUUUCUGGCCAUCAUCUUCCCAGUAAUGAUUCUCGGUCUCAUGGUUGUACGGAAGCUGCUGGAUUUGAUGUUCUCACAACAUGAUUUGGCCUGGCUGGAUGAUAUCCUGCCAGACAAAGACAAGAAGAAGAAGGAAGAUGAGAAGAAGAAGAAGAAAGACAAGAAAGCACCAGAGCCUGAGAGUGAUGAGGAGCCUGACAGCUCUGCAAACCCUCCAGUGAAGAUUCACAUGGAGACCACAAAGCCCCACUCAAAGUCAGACCUUUCCCAAAAUAACUCUCCCACCCAAAGCCUAUCCUCAGAUUGAGAUGAACCCUUACUCAACAGUCACAUCUGACCAAAAUGAGCUAGACCACAGGUACUGUGUGCUGAAAUUGCACGUGCCCUACAGUGAUCUGAUAUAUUCACCUGACAGGAACAUUGGGGACAAAACUGUUAUUUCCAGACCACAAAACACAGUUAUAAAUAAGAAACACACAUUUCAUUGAAUUAUCAGCUUCUGUAUUGUAUUUCUAUCCCUAGUAUGUAGGGUGAUGAUUUAGAUGAUCAUAGACUUAGACAUUUUUAUUUGUAGAGCUUAUGUUUGAAAGCU